AAGAGAGAGAGAGAGAAAGAGAGAGAGAGAGAGAGAGAGAGAGAGAGAGAAGUUACUCUCCCUCGCACCAACUGAGGGGAAGCACCAGUGGGGAGAAGCUGCAUGCAGCGAGUGGUUCAAACUCAGGACUUUCUUCUCAGACCAUGGAAGCCAAGAAGUGGAGGUAGAAGGAGAAGAAGAGGAGAAGAAGAAGAAGAAGAAGAAGAAGAAGAGGAAGAAGAGGAAAGGGAAAAAAGUCUCUGCUGGCUGAGUUUCAUCUGAGGGAUUACUGGACAUUUUACAUAUAGGAGCUCCUGUCAUGGUGAUAUCCCACCUGACCGUCUCUCGCUGACAGGAGCCUCUCUGUUUCUCGGAUUUGCCAGGGAUCAGAGUUUGUUCUCGGAGCGUGAGUGUGUGACUGAAGUGUGCGGAAGCAGGAGACAUGUCAAGCGGACGCCUCGGUCACCUGUUGAGGGGAGUCUGGCUGCUGUGGCAAGCUGUGUUUGUGGCUGGGACCGGAAGUAAACUAUGGGAGGUGCCUUCGGCCUCCUUCCCUUCCUCCUCCAACCUCAGUGAAGGGCUGCAGUGGGGGGGCCACUGUCAGUACCGCCACCCACAGGACAAAGCGAGGAUCACAGCAGACAUCCCCCCGAGGCUGGACGGCACGUGGGUGUCAACAAGAUGUGAAGUUCGAGCCGGUCCAGAGUUCCUCACCCGCUCCUACACCUUUCACCCCAGCCGUCACUUUCAAGCCCUACAGCACUACUACACCGACAGCAGCUGUGAGGACCCGGCCUACUCCCUGGCGAUCUGGGGGAAGCUCCGCCUGCGCCAGGCCUCGUGGAUCACCCGUGGGGCCACCGAGGCCGAACACCACCUGAGCAAGGUGGGCAUUGUGGUCCACAGCCCGGCAGCCAGGCAGAGGCUGGCCUCCAGACUGCCCCAGAGCUGCGUGGGCGUGACCCUGGGUCGAGUGGUGCUGGGGAGGCCGUACGAACUGUACAACACCCGGGCAGGGAGGGGUUGUCUGGCAGCGCUGGGUUUCUCCAUGAUGGAGAUGGGUCUUAUUCGGGUGGAGACGCAGCACCACAGCCACGGUGGGAAGAUCCAGGAGCUGUUUCUGGGGGACAUCCACACUGACUGGACCCAGAGAACUCAGUACAGGCCGACAGGGUACCAGCAGCCACUGCAGAACGCCAUGCAUCACAUCCACCCCUGCGCUGUGUGCGCUCUGGUGUACCGCUCCUCAGAGCUGGGCCCCCCGGUGUUGCCUCGCAGCCCCGCAGCCCCCCUGUCUCUGGCCGGCCGCUGGGUCAGCCAGCACUGUGAAACCCGUCCCACUGUCCUCUUCCUCACGCGAGACUUCGCCUUCGAUCCUGACCAAAACGCGUGGGAGGGCACCUACCGGCACUACACGGACCCCGCCUGCUCGCAUCCCACGUUCACCCUGAGAGCCUCGGGCCACUACGCUCAGGGGAACCCCUCCGCCAAGGUACCCGGAGCCACGGAGUUUGUCUUCAAGGUCACCCGGGUGAGAGCCACGGCCAUGGAGGAGGCCACAGCCAAGAUGCUGAACGGGACGAGGCCAGGAAAGUGUGGCCGGGCUGGUGGCUGGGAGGUCGGGGUCGAGCACGACUUGACCCCCACAGACGGGUGCACUGUACUGGGCAUCAAGCUGCCACAUAAGGAGUUCGAGCUCUUCAAGUCGGAGCUCGACCACAGGAAACAGCCCCUGCUGUUCGUCGGAGAGAGGCCCACUGAUGGGUCCAGUGCCGACCGACCGCAGAGGAGACCCACUUCCUUUCAAGCUCCCAUGGUGCCUUGCAGUGGAGGGGAGACACAGCCCUCGCAUCGCCAUGGUUCAGGUUUUAACCUGAAGCAAGUCCAGCUAUCAACCAAUGGGACGGAAAGACUGGCACAGCUGCUGUUACUGCUCUUUGGAUCCGUGCUGUGCAGCUUGUUCGGCAUUUAUUAGAGACGUUGUUCACAAAUCCAUUAAUGGACGUUGUCUCCUGGAAUCUUCCCUUCACUCCUCCUCCACGUGAUGAUGACCACGUGUGUGGUCAAAGAGAAAUCACGAGACAUUCAAGCGAGCACAGUUAUUUCAUAUCUGGCUUUCAGAUGCUGCCUGUAAGUUCAUUUUAAUGACUCUUAACUUCAGCUGCAUUUCUACCUACAACUAAUUUGUAUAUAAACCACCUACAUAUAGAAGUGCCAUCAUUUCGGGAUGUAAAAGUGCACUUAUAUUCUUUCAAACCAUGAUCCUUUUGUAUGAUGAACAGAUCGAUAUCCUCACAUCACAGAUCAAUUCAUCUUUUCCGUGUAAAUCGUGUUUUCCUGUCAUACUAUUACAACAAAGUAAGAUCACAGUGCUGAAACACGGAUCGGUUAUUUUCCACAUCACAUGACAGCCAUGGACAUUCCAGUGGACUUCUCACCAUGAUUCAGUAUGACUAAUGCACUUUGUAUAUUACUUUUUAUAAACAUACUGGUAGGAUAAGAAGUAGGAGUAGAAACUCUCCGCACUCUAACAGAUACCAUCUCCAUCAGUCUAAUCCCACUGUGGUGUGAAAUGUUGCUUUAUCUUUGUCCUCUUUCAUGGAGAGUGCAUUAGUCUGUUUUUUCUAUCAACAGUCAAAUUGUAAGAAUAUUUAUUUUAACCAACUAUACUGUACUUUUUGAUUUAAAAGAAAGAUGUCGGUCUAAUAUUUUAGCUAGUUUUACCAUUUAAGAAGUGAUUAUUUUCGAUGUGUAUUAAAAAUUACUUUUCGUAA
Scophthalmus maximus (turbot) is the source of this 2753-nucleotide messenger RNA. RefSeq names its product adenomatosis polyposis coli down-regulated 1-like (gene apcdd1l). The coding region runs from base 422 to 1954 and encodes 510 amino acids. Gene Ontology annotation, biological process: negative regulation of Wnt signaling pathway. Gene Ontology annotation, molecular function: Wnt-protein binding. NCBI's taxonomy places the organism in Eukaryota, Metazoa, Chordata, Actinopteri, Pleuronectiformes, Scophthalmidae. Gene Ontology annotation, cellular component: plasma membrane. The transcript is spliced from 4 exons. The record is from RefSeq and is a predicted model, not a curated record.